Musa acuminata subsp. malaccensis (wild Malaysian banana) is the source of this 939-nucleotide messenger RNA. Lineage: Eukaryota; Viridiplantae; Streptophyta; Magnoliopsida; Zingiberales; Musaceae. The record is from RefSeq and is a predicted model, not a curated record.
AUGGCGAGCCUGGCCUGUGCGCUCCGCUUCCUGUUGGGCGCCUUCGCAUGCUUGGCCGUCGCUGUCGCCGGUAGUGCUGCAUUCGUCGCGAGGCAAGGCACGCAGUUCGUCCUCGAAGGUUCCCCCUUUCUCUUCAGCGGGUUCAACUCUUACUGGAUGAUGCAUGUCGCGGCCGAGCCCGCCGAGCGGGCGAAGGUCACCGAGGUGCUCCGUGAGGCCGCGGCAGGGGGUCUCACUGUGUGCCGGACGUGGGCAUUCAGCGAUGGUGGUGACCAGCCACUGCGGGUCUCCCAGGGAAAGUACGAUGAGCGAGUCUUUCAGGGACUUGAUUUUGUGAUUUGGGAGGCUCAAAAGCGUGGUGUUCGCUUGAUCCUGAGCUUGGUUAACAAUGUCAAGGACUUCGGAGGCAGAGCUCAAAACGUGCAAUGGGCGCGCGAUGCAGGCGUAGCUGUAAACGGAGAAGAUGAUCUCUACACCAACCCAGUAGUUAAGGGAUACUACAAGAACCAUAUCCGGAGAGUGUUGACACGAAUCAACAGCAUCACCAACGUAGCCUACAAAGACGACCCAACGAUCAUGGCAUGGGAACUAAUCAACGAGCCUCGUUGUCAAGCAGACUAGUCCUGGAAAACUGUGCAUGCUUGGGUUCGAGAGAUGACGAGUAAUAGGAAGUCCCUGGACAACAGAUACAUGCUAGAGAUAGGAAUGGAGGGCUUCUAUGGAGAUUCCACGCCAGAGAAGAAGCACUACAAUCCUGGUUACCAAGUAGGAACAGACUUCAUCAGUAGCAAUCUCAUUGACGAGAUAGACUUUGCGACCAUCCAUGCAUACCCAGACAUCUGGCUCUCGGGGAAGAACGAUGGAUCGCACACCGCCUUCGUGCGGCGGUGGAUGUGGAGCCACUGGGAUGACGCCAUGAAAACACUGAUCUUUGCUUAG